AUGGGAAAAGUUUGUGUUACAAUAAAGAGAUUUUACCCUCCAUUAUCUUUCAAGUUGCCACAACCAAGUUCAUCCUCUCCAAUUGCUGCUCCCAUGGAACAAAAUUUGAACCAAUUAGAAGAGCAACCUCAAUCCUCUAAAAGACAAAGACAAGGAAUAGAUCUUUAUUCUUUACCAGUUGAUCCAAAGGAGAGAAUACCCAUUAGAGAUUAUCAUCCAAAUGAGCGUGAUGAGAUUAGAAGAGAAUAUCUCCAAAGAGGUCCUUACCAACUCCGAUAUCAUAAGUUUCCUCAAAGAGAUUUUUCGGGCUUAAAGCGUCGUUUCAAUCCUAAAUGGUUUGAUGAAUAUCGUAAUUUGUUGGAGUAUAGUGUGAUAGAAGAUGCAGAUUAUUGUUUGUGUUAUUACUUGUUUCAAGAUGAAGACAUUCAUCAAGGUGGAGGCGAUGUAUUUUCAAGUUUAGGAUUUAAGAGUUGGCAAAAAAAGAAGAGAUUCGAUAUUCAUGUUGGUAAGUCGAGUAGUAUUCAUAAUCAUGCAAAAAGGAAAUGUGAAGAUCUAUUAAAACAAAAACAGUCAAUUCAAACUUCAUUUGAUAGGCAAUCCAGUCAAACCAAGCUCGAAUACAAAAUUCGCUUGAAGGCUUCAAUUGAGGUUGUGAGACUCCUAUUGAAUCAAGAAUUGGCAUUCCGUGGACAUCGUGAAGAUGAAUUAUCAUUAAACAAUGGUAACUUUCUUGAUAUUCUUUCAUGGUAUGCAGAGAGCAAUUAUGGAGAUCUAAAUGGAGACUUUUUUGCAUUGCUAGUUGAUGAAUCAUGUGAUGUAUCACGUAAAGAGCAAUUAGUUAUUGUCUUGCGAUAUGUUAAUAGACGUGGAUCUGUGGUGGAGCAUUUUAUUGGGAUCGUUCAUGUUCGUAAUACUAGUGUUUUAUGUUUAAAGAAAGCAAUUGUUGAUUACCUUGCUCAACAUUCUUUGAGUUUAUCUUAUGUGCGUGGACAAUGCUAUGAUGGAGCAAACAACAUGCAAAGGGAUUUACGUGGCCUCAAAACUUUGAUUCAACAAGAAAGUAAAUCUGCUUAUUCCAUUCAUUGUUUUGCACACCAACUUCAAUUGACUCUUGUUGCGGUAUCCAAAAAGUAUCUUGAAGUGGGAGAACUUGUAUUGUUAGUUUCUAAUGUAUUGAAUAUAGUGGGAGGUUCUUUUAAAUGUAUGGAUGAUCUUCGAGAAUCUCAAGCAGAAAAAGUUCAAGAGGCAUUAGACAUGGGUGAACUUGAAACUGGUAGGGGUUUGAAUCAAGAACUUGGUCUUGCCAGAGUUGCCGAUACUCAUUGGGGUUCGCACUACAAAUCUUUUAAGAACUUUAUUUUUAUGUUUGGCUCAAUUAUUGAUGUUCUUGAUACUAUCGUUGUUGAUGCCCAAACUUUAGAAGGAAGAGCUAAGGCAAAGGGAUAUCUUAGCACUUGUCAAACAUUUGAGGUUGCUUUCAUGUUGCACCUAAUGAGAGAUAUUUUGGGGAUCACAAAUGAGCUUAAUACAUCCUUACAAAAAAAGGAGCAAGAUAUUACAAAUGUUAUUCUACUUGUUGAAGUGGCAAAGAAACGGUUGCAAAAGCUAAGAGAAGAAGAAUGUGAUUCACUUAUUGAUAAGGUGUCUGCAUUUUGUGUCAAGUAUAAUAUUUUGAUACCAAACUUUGAUGACUUCUAUGUUAACUCCGGAAGUUUUGACAUAAACAAGAUAUUGAUGACGGUUGAAUUGUAUCCUGAUGAUUUUGAUGAGAAUAUAAUGAUUACGCUCAAGAAUCAACUUGAAACUUAUAUUGUUGAUGUUCGUGAUGUUGAUGAAAGGUUCUCAAAUCUACAAGGACUUGUUGAUCUUUCUGAUAUACUAGUUAAGACAAAGAAGCAUUUGAAUUAUGCAUUUGUGUUUCGCCUUGUGAAAUUUGCUUUGCUUCUACCAGUUGCCACUGCUAUAGUUGAAAGAACUUUCUCGGCGAUGAUGUUGAUCAAGAGUGAAUUGCGAAACCGAAUGAAUGACGAAUUCAUGAGCGGAUGUUUG
Molecule: messenger RNA, 2049 nt
Organism: Nicotiana tabacum (common tobacco)
Lineage: Eukaryota; Viridiplantae; Streptophyta; Magnoliopsida; Solanales; Solanaceae
Source: RefSeq, a predicted model, not a curated record